CACAACAAGACUGCAACAACGAGAUGGAGCGAGAUCUCCCUGGAACUAACGAGCCAGCUGAGCUCACCUUACUUAUAAAAUCAUUGCGGUUUGAGAGACAGUUAAAGGAGGAACUUGAAACCCCGCCGGCCAGUAUGAUGGACAGAACUGUGUGGGGUUUAUGCAGAGACUUCACCAUCAGAGGGGGGCACUUUAAGAUUGAGGCAUAUAUUAAAACCUGGGAUAUCCAACCCGUUUGGGUCUACAACGUGGACUAUUUCGGCUUGGAACGGGACAAGGACUGUAAGAUCCACCUCUACAGGGCCCUUUUCAUGGCCCCUACGGCCGGAAAACCAAUAGGGGACAGAGUCAGCAUCUACUUCGCGAUGGAAAUAUCAAAAACCGAGCUCGAAGCUCCGGUGGAAGUUCGCUUCAUUCUCGAGUCCAGGCGGCUCAUACACACUCCGGGGAGGAGCAAGUUCAGUGAGAAGUGGUUGACCGACAUUACCGAAACCAAGGAUUUAUUCCAGAGAAUGAUGGAGUCAUAAAUCACAUGGCCACCGUAUAUAACAUUCAGUUAUAUAACAGGCCCUGUGUAUGGACUUUGAGCUUGUUUUUUUUUUAAGUCUCAGCUGAAACGACCGCACACCUGUUAAAAACACACCUGUGUUUGAUAAAACUGUAACAACGCACUGGCGAUUGAGAGUUCGUUCAGAGGCAGCUCAGUAAAAGGACGUGUUGGCUUACCAAAUAAAGCAUACUGAAUAGCAACAUAAUCCUAAGAGUCUGUGUCGGCGAGUGAAAUUGUA
Molecule: messenger RNA, 788 nt
Organism: Gambusia affinis (western mosquitofish)
Lineage: Eukaryota; Metazoa; Chordata; Actinopteri; Cyprinodontiformes; Poeciliidae
Gene: akap14
Product: A-kinase anchoring protein 14
Exons: 1
Coding region: 24-527 (167 amino acids)
Cellular component (GO): cAMP-dependent protein kinase complex
Molecular function (GO): protein kinase A regulatory subunit binding
Source: RefSeq, a predicted model, not a curated record